Gadus macrocephalus (Pacific cod) is the source of this 2301-nucleotide messenger RNA. Its product is annotated as mitochondrial import inner membrane translocase subunit TIM44-like. The transcript is spliced from 13 exons. Gene Ontology annotation, cellular component: mitochondrial inner membrane. The record is from RefSeq and is a predicted model, not a curated record. Gene Ontology annotation, biological process: protein import into mitochondrial matrix. Gene Ontology annotation, molecular function: protein-folding chaperone binding. NCBI's taxonomy places the organism in Eukaryota, Metazoa, Chordata, Actinopteri, Gadiformes, Gadidae. The coding region runs from base 51 to 1406 and encodes 451 amino acids.
CCGUAGUUGAUAGGUCAUCACCGGAAAAGGUCACAUGCAAAGCAACCAAGAUGGCGGCCUCCUUGUGUUUGUGUUCUCAGAUAUGUGUCAGGCGAUGUGUACAGGCAUGCGGUCCUUCUUACAUGCCCCUGCACAAUAAUAUACAUCACAUCUACAGAGUAUGCGGAUCCCUCACCACCUCUUCACAGGUCCGGCACUCGUCCAGAGGGGAGGGCCGGAAGGGAUUCAUUGGGGGGUUCCUGGAGAACCUGAAGCAGGAGCUGAACAAGAACAAGGAGAUGACCGAGAACAUCAAGAAGUUCCGCAAGGAGGCCCAGAAGCUGGAAGAAUCAGACGCACUUCAGCAGGCUCGCAAGAAAUACAAAACGAUAGAGUCUGAAACGGCGAAGACCUCAGAAGUACUCAGGAAAACGUUUGGGACCAUCUCAGAGUCAGUGAAAGAGGGGCUGGAGGAGGUCAGUCGUACAGACCUCGGGAAGAAGAUCAAGGAGGGUGUUGGGGAGGCCGCCAAGUCGGCCAAGAGCUCAGCCGACUCUGUAUCCAGGAGCAGGGAGAAGUUUGGGAAGACGGGAGCCUUCAGGGCCAUAUCACAGGGCAUGGAGAGCGUGAAGAAGGAGAUCGACGACCUGGGCCACACCGGGCCCUACCGCCCCCCCUCCAGACUGCGGAAGAGGACCGAGUUCUCCUCCAAGGGGGCGGCGGACCAGGGGAAGGUCUUUGAGGCCAACGAGGAAGCCAUGGGCGUGGUUCUGCACAAGGACUCCAAGUGGUUCCAGCAGUGGAAGGAUUUCAAGGAGAACAACGUGGUGGUCAACAGGUUCUUCGAGAUGAAGAUGAAGUACGACGAGAGCGACAACACCAUCAUCAGGGCAUCCCGCGCCGUCACAGAGAAGAUGACUGACAUCCUAGGCGGACUCUUCUCAAAGACGGAGAUGUCGGAGGUGCUCACGGAGAUCCUCAAGAUAGACCCCGCCUUCGACAAGGAUUCCUUCCUCAGGCAGUGUGAACGGGACAUCAUCCCCAACAUCCUGGAGGCAAUGAUUCGAGGGGAGCUGGAGGUACUGAGAGACUGGUGCUAUGAAGCGACGUACAGUCAGCUAGCCCACCCCAUCAAGCAGGCCAAAGCCAUGGGUCUGCAGUUCCACUCUAAGAUCCUGGACAUCGACAGUAUUGAUCUGCCCAUGGGCAAGAUGAUGGAGCAAGGCCCGGUGCUGAUCAUCACCUUCCAGGCUCAGAUGGUGCUGGUGGUCCGCAACCCCAGGGGAGACGUGGUGGAGGGCGACCCUGACAAGGUGCAGAGGAUCAUGUACGUGUGGGCUCUGUGUCGGGACCAGGAGGAGCUCAACCCGUACGCCGCCUGGAGACUGCUGGACAUCUCCGCCUCCAGCACGGAGCAGAUCCUCUGAGAUGGAGGACGCACACACGCCUUAACGCACACACACACACACACACAGACGCACUGCACAGCCACACAAGCCCAACUGCUUACCCAGGGACGGGGAUGAAGACUCAGGGGGUCCCCUGGGGCUGGCUGAUAAGAGCCCCACACUCACACUUCAAAGAGGUAGAAGUUAGAAAGACGGUCGGGGAUGGUGGGCGCCUCGCUGCCGACGGAGGUGCCGAGCGACCUGCUGCGAGGCAUUAUCUGCUCGCCAGGCUCCUACGCUGGCAGGCAGCCAGAGACCUCCUUUCUCCCUUAUGCUCCUGAAGGCUGCGAGGCAGACCUAGGGAGAGGAGGGUUACUUCCGCGUUCGCAUACCAGUUGUUCUGCGGACGGCCACAAGGGGGCACUAUAUCACCGACUGGUCUACUUGAACGUCCUCGGCUGUCCGCCCUGUCCGCUUGUCAGUUAAGUUUGGAACGUAAUUAUAGUCAUUUUUGUUCUUCUCGAUUGACUUCGGAUAUUUUUGUUGAAACAAAUGGGUUUGGAAUCCAUGACGUUUGGUUCAUUUCCACUGGGAUUUAUGUCAUACAUGUCUGCUAUGUUGUUGUCAAAUGGGAUGAUGACUGCCAUUCGGUGAUUAUCUGGGUCUGUUUGUGUGUGUGUGGAGGGCCUAUAGUAUGACGCUAAUGCAGUGCUGCUGGCCUCAUUAUUUUGUACAACAAAUUUGUUUGUAGGAUUUGAGGUGAUUGGAGUCUUCAGAUAAGUCUAUAUUUAUUAUAAAAAGUAAUAAAGAUGACACCUGAUUUUCUUAUUUGAAGAGACCUUUAAGAAAUGUAUAUGAUGGGAAUAAUUCCACACAUGCCUAACACAUCAGGAGAAAGAUUUGGCGUUUCAUUAAAGGGCAAUUUCUAUUUAAA